Molecule: messenger RNA, 936 nt
Organism: Malassezia restricta
Lineage: Eukaryota; Fungi; Basidiomycota; Malasseziomycetes; Malasseziales; Malasseziaceae
Product: ER membrane protein complex subunit 2
Exons: 3
Coding region: 1-936 (311 amino acids)
Biological process (GO): protein folding in endoplasmic reticulum
Cellular component (GO): EMC complex
Molecular function (GO): protein binding
Source: RefSeq, a predicted model, not a curated record
AUGUCGCAGAGCGCUAAGAUUUCCGUGGACGACGCCAUCGCAUGGCUCAAGCAGCAACGGAUUACACAAGAGCGUAACCCUUACGAAGUUGUGCGCUUCGGUGAAUGGAUGCUGGAACACAACCUGCUAGGAUCACUGGGCGUGGAUGUGUGGCCUUUUCUGGAGCAGCUCGGCAUGGCUGCCGCAGAACUUGGAAACCAAGACCUUGCAGAGCUGUGUCUUUCCCGCCUGCAAGCGCGCUUCGCUGAUUCUUCUCGUGUCGCCAUCCUCAAGGGUGUCAUUGAAGAAUCCUACGGUCACCUCAAUGAGGCACAGAAGCUAUACGAAGACCUCUUAACUAAAGAACCAUCCAACGUAUUUCUACUCAAGCGCCGCAUUGCGUGCAUCAAGACCAAACCGGAGGGCAUUCCACGCGCCACAGAGGCCCUUGCCGAGUUUGUGGACAUUUUCCCAACAGAUCAGGAGUCUUGGCUCGAGCUGGCAUCGCUGUACCUGCAUCAGAACAAGUACCCACAGGCAGCUUUUGCGCUAGAAGAGCUUCUUCUCCUUGCUCCGCAGAAUGCUUUUUACUUGCUUAAGUAUGCUGAAGUGCUAUACACCAUGGGCGAACUCGUCAAGGCCUACAAACUAUAUUUGCGCAUCCUUGAACUCGGCAACGGUAACUUGUCACCCUCCAGUACGCGUGUCGUCGACCGUGUGCAAGGCCCGUGGGUCCGUGCACUUUGGGGCCUGAAAAUGUGCGCGUCCAAGCUGCUUAGUUCCAAGGCUAUGGCAACAUCGGACGAUAGCAGCAUCAAGGCCGAGCGUGUAGAGGAACUGGACACAUUGGCUACUAAACUCCUCCUCGAAUCUGUCUACGCGCCCGAUGCUCAGUAUCCUACGCCAGAGAGUGUUCGCUCGGCCACGCGGUCCGUACUUACACCCUCUUCUUCCUAA